This is a messenger RNA of Sparassis crispa, 336 nucleotides long. RefSeq lists its product as hypothetical. The transcript has 2 exons. The record is from RefSeq and is a predicted model, not a curated record. Lineage: Eukaryota; Fungi; Basidiomycota; Agaricomycetes; Polyporales; Sparassidaceae. The coding region runs from base 1 to 336 and encodes 111 amino acids.
AUGAGAGAUAUGAAGGACAAACUGACCGUAGGAGGGUGGAAAAGGUUACCGGAGAAGAUCCAGAAUGCCUUCAUCGAACUUCAGCUGCAAUUAUCAACAUUGCGCGAACACUCUGGUGGCGAUGAUGUGGCACCGAUGAACAAAGUCACAACGCGCGAGAACUACGAUAAGGGCGUAUCCCAGCUCCCUUUGCUCCUCUUCGACAGGGAAGGUCACCAUCCGAGUCGCCAGUGGCCGGAGUUCUGGACCGUCCUUCAGAAGAGUCAAAAUCCUCGAUAUCAACAGAAUCGGCAGAUGGAUAGGGCCUCAAGGGCCUGGAUGCCUGAUAGCUGUUGA